This is a messenger RNA of Dictyostelium purpureum, 489 nucleotides long. RefSeq lists its product as uncharacterized. Lineage: Eukaryota; Evosea; Eumycetozoa; Dictyosteliales; Dictyosteliaceae. The coding region runs from base 1 to 489 and encodes 162 amino acids. Gene Ontology annotation, molecular function: calcium ion binding. The transcript has 2 exons. The record is from RefSeq and is a predicted model, not a curated record.
AUGUCAAUUUAUAAUGAUAUUAUUAAAGAACAAACAAAAAAAGGUAACUUGGGUGGUAAAAAAGGUCCUUUAGGCGACAGUGGAAAAAAAGAUUCUAAUAAAUCUAGAAUUAACUUUUUUAUUAUUACUGGCAAAGUUGAAGAAGCACAUGAUAGUAAUGGUUUAGCUGACCCAUUUGUAAGAAUUGGUAAAAAAGAUUCUGAUGGUAAAGUAAAGUGGAUCCUUAAAACACCAGUAAAGAAAGAAACUUUAUCACCUUCAUGGUCUUAUGAAACAAACGAAGAUAUUGACUUGAAUGAAAUUAAAACAUUGGUUGUAGAAAUGCACGAUAAAGAUUUGUUAAGCAGUGAUUUUAUUGGCGAAGCUACAAUUGACAUUUCAGAUUUAGAAAACAAUGACAUUCUAUACGAAACCAUCCAACUAUAUAACAAAAAAAAGGAUAUCAACAAACCAUCUGCCUCUGUAUAUUUAUCUAUUAAAAAAAAUUAA